GGACCGAGAGGAACCACCCCACACAGGCGAGAUUGGGUCCCUGGCCGGUGCGCCAGCCUUGGGGGAGCCUCUCCUCCAGCUGACAUCCUAGGAGGAAGCAAAUGCAGUUGAAGCAAACGAAGCUGAGCCGGUUUGGUCUGACAAAGCCUCCAAGCGUCCGGCUGGGGCCGAAGGCCAAAGAUCGUGUCUUGGUGUCUGGGGACACCGACCUGCCCCUUCCAGUUCUCUAUAGAGCUGCACCAUCUGGAAGCACCUGGGAAGGCAGCGGUGCUGGCUCCGGCCUCCUACCUGCCCGCAGCCAUGGAGAACAGCAGCAAGUUCGACAGCCCCACAAACAUCUCCCUGGCCAGCAGCAACGCUGUCUUCGACGUGAUCGAAUACAAAGCCAUCUCAGUCUUCCUGGUGCUGGUGAUCUGCGGGGUGGGGAUUGUGGGCAAUAUCAUGGUGGUGCUGGUGGUCCUCACCACCCGGGAGAUGAAGACGCCCACCAACUGCUACCUGGUUAGCCUGGCAGUGGCCGAUCUGAUGGUCCUGGUGGCUGCUGGCUUGCCCAACAUCUCGGACAGCCUGGCGGGGAUGUGGAUCUAUGGGCAUGCUGGCUGCCUUGGGAUAACCUACUUCCAGUAUCUGGGCAUCAACGUCUCCUCCUGCUCCAUCACGGCCUUCACCGUGGAGAGGUACAUCGCCAUUUGCCACCCAAUGCGCGCCCACACCAUGUGCACGGUAUCCCGGGCCAAGCGCAUCAUUGCCUUCGUUUGGAUCUGCACCUCCAUCUACUGCAUGCUCUGGUUCUUCCUGGUCGACAUCAAUGUCAACAAGAGCCAGCACCUGGAGUGUGGCUACAAAGUCUCCCGCAACCUCUACCUGCCCAUCUACCUGCUCGACUUUGCCCUCUUCUUUGUCACCCCCUUGUUUGUGGCCACCAUGCUGUACGGGCUGAUCGGGAGAAUCCUCUUCGCCAGCCCCAUCCCCGACCAAGCUGAGGCCACCGCUGAGCCCUGGAGAGAGAGGAGCGGGAAGGAGAAGAACGGAGUGGACACACGGGAGAGCAAGCCCAGCAGCCGCUCCAGGACCAGAGGGGCUCUGUCCUCCCGGAAGCAGGUCACCAAGAUGCUGGCGGUGGUGGUGAUCCUUUUCGCCCUGCUCUGGAUGCCCUACCGGACGCUGGUGCUGGUGAACUCCUUCAUGGACAACCCCUUCCUGAACCCAUGGUUCGUCCUCUUCUGCCGGCUCUGCGUCUACGCCAACAGCGCCAUCAACCCCGUCGUCUACAACCUCAUGUCCCAGAAGUUCCGGGCCGCCUUCAACCGGCUGUGCAAGUGCGGGGGGGAGCCGCUGCCCCGCAGCCUGUACAUGACCACGGCCAGCUACAGCCUGGCGAGGGAGCCCCUGCCGCCCACCUCCCAGCCCCUGGACCACAAGGAAGAUAAACAGCCCCCAACAGCGAGCAACACGGCUCUCCCCAAGCGACAGCAGCCACCACCACGGAGCAAGGCAGACAACGGGGACAAGCUGUACUUCAGUGUGGUGUAGACCUCCCCCUCCCCAGCUCCAUGGCUCCCCCGUCUCCGUAUAUAGAACAGGGGAGGCUGGUUGGGGGACGCUGGGCUCAAAAUCCAGAUCCGAUCUGCAUCGAUGUCCAGCGCUGGCUCUCACAGAGCACAUGUGGGUGAGGGAAAGUCCAGGGCGCACAGAGACAGAGGGGGCCAGCACGGAGGUGAUCCAGGGGGAAUCAAUCCAGCCCCCACUUUGUGCCUAGACACUCUGACGUGGCUUGGUUCCCACCCCUGCAGCCUGGUGGUGAGGCAGCCAGCCCCAGGCAGGGAUCACAGAUCCCGAAAUAGACGCUCUUGUUUUCCCGAGGGUUUGCCAGCACCUCUAGGCUGUGGCACUGUCAGAAGAGCUAUAAAAAUUUGAGUGCCACUGCGUCUCUGAGCUCAUCAGUUGGGCUUGGUUCCUGUGUCCAGCUUUGGAGGAAGCCCUGACGCCAGAUGGGGAAAAAAAAUCCAGACAACGCCACAGACAGCAGGCGGUUAAACUGGCAGCGGUGCGCCAGAGGCAGUAGAUGAGGAAUUUCUGUUCUCCCUGUCUCAUAAUACAGAAACAAGGAGACACCCAAUGAAACCGAAAGGUGGGAAAUUCAAAACGGAUAAAAGGAAAUCCCCUUUCUCACAGUGACUGUGGAACUCACCGCCACAUGAAGUCAUUAAGGUGAAGAACUUAAGAUUCAAAAAGAGACUGGCUAUGGAUAACAUCACAAGGCAGCAAACAGCCCAGUAUCCUACCAACUAGGGCUCUGCUCACCAGAUAACGUGUCGCAGCCAACAUCAACGCCCCCGCAAGGCAGCUGCAGGUUUCACGGGGCCUCAUAGGAGGUCAUUGAGCAUUGCACAGAACUAAAUACAAAGAGAGAGGGGCGCUUGCUAUUUAACCCUUCGAAUGCUGGCAUUUUCCAGAUCAAUGAGUGCACUAGAGAAUCAUCUCCACUGGCUCGUAAAUGAUGGCAAAACCACCAGAAGGAGACUCUCCUGCCCCAGAGAUCUAAGGUCUAAGAGAUCUAAGGACCGAAGGUUGCCGACUCGGGCAGCGUUGCCUUGGUGGCCUGUUUGUUCUUAGCCGGGGUUACCGACAGUCCCGGGGAGCUAAGUGCUGCUUGCAGAGCUGUACCCUCCCUCCUCGGACCGGAGGUGAGAACUGGGGAGAGACGAGGGCAGCUAACGCUGGGACCGGAGUUUAAGUUGUCCUGGGCCCGCGAGUGGGGAAGGAAGGGGAGCUAGACUAGAUAGACUUUACCCCCACGUACACACUGCCUGCCUGUAUUAUUGAUCUGGUUUUACUAGACAUGGGCUGCAGCCGUGCAUUUUGAAUCUGGAUGCAAAGAUCGGGCGUAUUUGGAUCCAGAGUUCUGGUUCAGCCCAUUAUAAACAGGGGGCCACUUGCAAAAUCGGGAACCAGCCCCCAUCUCAAACCCCUGCAGAAUUCCUAGAUGCUCUGGUCCUGGCCUCGCUCCAGAUUUAUUUCUGACCAAAGCACGGGCCUGCGAGCAGGAUGUGCUGUGCCCUCUGUAGCAUGAAUACAGAGCCCCGGACUGCCCCACCCAGGGGCUGAGGUUUGUAUCCACGUGAGUCUGUAUAGCUCAGCAUAAACCCAGGUAGCUGUUGUUUUAAUUCACACCUGGAUUUGCAGAACCUGUGGCCCUUUGUAUUUCAAGCCUUUGUGUUUAUGGGUAUUUGUAUUUCUGUUUUUCACCGGCUUGCUCGGCCCCCCGAGAAGCCAUUGUAGGGGUGAGUAUAACCCGAGGCCUGGUCUCCGCUGGCUAGUUGCAGAUCCCAGUUUACUCAGUCUACAACUUCCUGCUGUGGGGCUUCCUCCCCUUCGCGCUGAACAGCAGAGAAUUGCUCCAUGUGGGGGCUGGGCUGGGGCGACGUAGCCCUGAGCUGGGUUCCGGCGCGGGAGGUGUCCUGAAUAAAUAACACUACGGCUGCACUAGCUGGAUGGGGGGAAAUGCUGGAAGGUAGCUAGAUCUUGGGUUUCAGCCCCAGCCGUGGCUCCGGGAGGCUAAGAAACCUGGGCAAAGCAAGCACAGAAGCAGCAGGCAUUGGCCUCCCGUUGUAAAUUACUUGUAACAUUCU
Malaclemys terrapin pileata is the source of this 3632-nucleotide messenger RNA. RefSeq names its product thyrotropin-releasing hormone receptor-like. The coding region runs from base 301 to 1533 and encodes 410 amino acids. Lineage: Eukaryota; Metazoa; Chordata; Testudines; Emydidae. Gene Ontology annotation, molecular function: thyrotropin-releasing hormone receptor activity. Gene Ontology annotation, biological process: phospholipase C-activating G protein-coupled receptor signaling pathway. The transcript has 4 exons. The record is from RefSeq and is a predicted model, not a curated record. Gene Ontology annotation, cellular component: membrane.